GAUCUGGCCACCCGAGCACGGCCAAAAAGGCGCUCGCCCAGCGCUUCACCAGAUAGAGCAACACAGCUCAGCUCAGCUCAGCCUCGGACCAGCAGCCGGCGUGCGGAGCUGCGGUGCGGCGUCGUGCGUGCGCCAGAACAGGAUGCUGCCCGCCGGGUGCGGCCUCCUCUCGUGCCUCCGCCUCGACAAGCAGGGCGACGCGGGCCGAACCGACCCCCGCGUCGCGGACGAGCCCGCCGCGUCGCUCGGCAAGGGCAGCGGGUCGUCGGCCAGGCGGUUCGCGUGGGCCGAGAUCGAGUCCGUCACGGCGGGCUUCUCCUCCCGCGUCAUCGGCCAGGGCGGCUUCAGCACCGUCUACCUGGCCUGCCUCUCCUCCUCCCGCCUCGGCGCCGUCAAGGUGCAGCGCAGCAGCGAGCGCCUCCACCGCGCCUUCCGCCAGGAGCUCCACGUGCUCCUCUCGCUCCGCCACCCGCACAUCGUCCGCCUGCUCGGCUACUGCGACGAACGAGAGGAAGGCGUGUUGGUCUUUGAGUACGCACCGAACGGCGACCUCCACGAGAGGCUCCACGGCAGCGGCAAGGCGCCGCUCCCGUGGGCGCGCCGCAUGGCGGUGGCGUUCCAGGUGGCCAUGGCGCUGGAGCACCUCCACGAGAGCCGCGACCCGGCGGUGAUCCACGGCGACGUGAAGGCCUCCAACGUGCUGCUGGACGCCAGCCUCGACGCCAAGCUCUGCGACCUGGGCUUCGCGCACGUGGGCUUCUCGGCCGCGCUCCAGCCGCCGGAGGCCAGCGGGGCCAGGGCCAGGGCGUCGUCGGCGCCGCGCGCCGUCGUCAUGGGCUCCCCGGGCUACGUGGACCCGCACUUCCUCCGCUCCGGCGUCGCCACCAAGAAGGGCGACGUGUACAGCUUCGGCGUGCUGCUGCUCGAGCUCCUCACGGGGAGGGAGGCCAUAUGCGCCGACACGGGGCGCCGGCUCGCCGCCGCGGUGGGUCCUACGCUCGGCGAAGGAAGAGUAGCGGAGGCAGUGGACCGGAGGCUCGGAGACGAGUACGACACGCACGAGGCGGCCACCGUGGCGGCGCUUGCGCUGCGGUGCAUCGGCGACGGCCCCGGGACGCGGCCCUCCAUGGUGGAGGUGGUUCGCGAGCUCCAGGAGAAGACGACCGCGCUGAUCUCGGCCGCUGGAUGCAAACCUGCCGGCAAGAUGGGUUCCUGAGCUGUAUUGUCGGCCGAAGAAGACCGUAAAUACCAUUAGCUUUGUUUAGAGAGAGUAGAAGGUGAAGGUAAUGUUUUUUUAUUUAUUUUACUUAUAUAAGUUUCUUGAUGUAGUGGAUUAGUAGUAGUUGAAUCGGAUUACAUAGAAAAAUUUCCGUGA
Molecule: messenger RNA, 1375 nt
Organism: Zea mays
Lineage: Eukaryota; Viridiplantae; Streptophyta; Magnoliopsida; Poales; Poaceae
Product: protein kinase APK1A
Biological process (GO): protein phosphorylation
Cellular component (GO): plasma membrane
Molecular function (GO): ATP binding; protein kinase activity
Source: RefSeq, marked validated